AUGGAACGUGUACUCGCCAAGCGACUCCGAGAAUACUUUCCGAACAAUCUUCUGUGCCCGGAGCAGCGAUCUUACGUCUCGAAUUUGCUACUUAUUGGGGAGCAAUGGGCGUCUGCCAAGACCGCUGGCCACGAAAUAGACGUUAUCUUCACUGACUUCAGCAAGGCAUUCGACAAGCUGCCACACGGACGGCUUUUGGAGAAGCUGAUGGCUCACGGUGUUGCAGACCUACUACUACCCUGGAUUGAGGAUUUCCUCGUCAGGCGGGCGUUUACUGUCAGAGUUGCCCAGACCGAGUCGCGUCGCUAUCCUGUUACCGGUGGAGUGCCACAAGAUUCUGUCCUGGGACCUGUACUGUUCCUUCUCUUCGUGAAUGACCUGCCCUCGCAGGUAAACUCAUAUUGCCUGCUCUACGCGGAUGAUGUGAAACUGUGGAGAGUCAUCAGAACACCAGAGGACCAUCAUGCCCUCCAAGAGGAUUUGGACAAGUCACACUACUGGGCUGAUGUCUGGGAACUUCUAGUGAAUUCAUCGAAAUGCGCACAUGUGCGCCUGGAACGGGAGACACCGGUCAUUCCUUAUCUGAUGGAAACUGUUCCACUGCGUUCGACGGCUGCCGAUCGGGAUUUGAGAGUCAUCACUUCAUCCAUGAAGACCAAGAUGAACACCGUGCGAGCAUGUCCUGCGGCAAGGAGCAUGCUAGGUGCAAUCCGUCGGUCGUUUGACGGCCUGUCGUUCACGGCCUUCAAGCAGCUGUUCGCCCCCGGCUUGAAUACGACUGCAUCUCAUCCCUACGCGUUUACCACUUUCGUAUUCAUCUCCAUCAAAGUGUACGCCUCAUUCGUCAAGUGGAACAGCGCAUACUUUAACAAUCGUUUAUUUCCAACUCAUCCACUCUAA
Echinostoma caproni is the source of this 900-nucleotide messenger RNA. The record is from the annotation of a GenBank genome assembly. NCBI's taxonomy places the organism in Eukaryota, Metazoa, Platyhelminthes, Trematoda, Plagiorchiida, Echinostomatidae.